Messenger RNA from Porites evermanni, 288 nucleotides. The record is from the annotation of a GenBank genome assembly. Lineage: Eukaryota; Metazoa; Cnidaria; Anthozoa; Scleractinia; Poritidae.
AUGCUAGCUGACAGAGUUUGUUUUGUUUGGUUCGUGCUUCUGUGGAGUUCUGCUUAUUCAUAUCGUAAGUCGAGUUUCUUUUACAAGUGGUUUUAAGCUCUUCCGCAUCGAACAAAAUUUGCGGGAUGGAAAUCGUGAAAUGAAAGAUAACAUCAUUAUUUUAAUUUCACAGGACGACCUUUGGGUGAUUAUAUAAACCACUACGAGACAUUAAACUAUGACAGAGCUCCGAUUCUUGAUCAACACCAUCGCGUGAGGCGUUCAAGUCCAAAUACCCCUCCUUGUUAG